AACUGGCUUUCAAUGGUGGUUCCCUAUUUGCUACAGUGGGGUAGUCUGCUACCACCAUUCUACAAAUAUGGGGUAUUUUUGUUGUGUGGAUUUGAAAUAUUUUGGUCGGCACUCAGUUUAGCUGUUGGACAACAGUAUUAUGAAUACGCUGAAGCACUUUUUCCAAUUGCUUUUGAUCUGUUCGACGAAACAGCAAAAUCGGAAUUGAAACCGGACAAUUUUACAUGGACUGCCGAAGAUAAGGCUGCACUGACGCUGUUUUUCAGUCUUUAUACACUAAUGUGGUUAUGUGCUAUAAUUUUCUUAACGUUUGCCUUUAUUAAUGCGGCACUAUUUUUAUGGGUUUAUCUUAAUGCACCCUCAGAUAAUGCGCUGUUUUUUACAAAUUUUAACAAAGUUGAAAUUGGCGAGGAAUAUGUGACAAGAAUUGAGCGAGCUUUACAGUGUAAUUCUGAUGAAGAUUUGGAAAAUAUCCCACUGCAUACGACUUGUGAAUUCUCGAUUCGACGAUCUGUUAUAAGCCGAGAAUUAUUAACUCCAUUAUCAUAUAUAUGGCUUAUUGGUCAUGCAGUAAUUUUAUUAUUGUUUGGUUUUCUUAACAAAGGUAUGUAA
Enterobius vermicularis (human pinworm) is the source of this 612-nucleotide messenger RNA. Lineage: Eukaryota; Metazoa; Nematoda; Chromadorea; Rhabditida; Oxyuridae. The record is from the annotation of a GenBank genome assembly.